AUGCCGCAACCACAGCCUUCUGCGCGGCGUCGCUCCCUGGACGGCUCGUCCUCCGAAGACGAGCCGCUUCUCAGCAAUGGCGUCAGCCCAGAAGAAGAACCCAACGUGCUCGGGGCCACCGCAGAAGCAUCAUUGUUGGGUGAUUCGAGCAGACAACCAACUUCCCUAUUCUCCGCACAUACCCACGAUAAGAGAUCAAGAGCCCUUGAAGUACGGAUAGCAGCCGCCAUGUUCUCAUUCUUCGUUAUGGGCCUCAUACAAUCUACCGUUGGGCUUGAAGACUUCUACGGGUUGAGCGAUACCCUAGUUUCGCUCACCUUCCUGAUGACGCCGCUUGGUUAUUUCCUAGCAGCUUACGUGAACAGCAUCAUUCACCUACAGUUUGGCCAACGAGGUGUUGCAGUUAUCGGGCCCGCAUCUCAGCUCCUUUUUGUUUCCUCUGUGUCUUUCCACCCGCGGUAUAGCAUCUUUCUGCUUUUCUCGGUGAUUGGCGGUUUCGGCACAGGCCUGCUCGAUGGAUCUUGGUGCGCCUGGGCAGGGGGUAUGGCGAAGAACGCAAAUGUGAUCCAAGGAUUCCUCCAUGGUUCUUACUCUGUUGGCGCAAGUCUGGGGCCUUUCAUGGCUGGUACUAUGCUGUCCGUAGGGGGGAAACCGUGGUGGUCAUGGUACUACAUGCUCUCCGCCUUCUGCCUCACUACCCUUGUUACCUCUGCACUUGCCUUCUGGUCUCAAGAUGCCGACAAGUACCACGCGGAGAAAUAUAAAACACCGGAGAGCAGUGAUAGCUCAAGUAAGAAGAGUCCUUGGGACAUGUUCAAGCAUAUAGCCACAUGGGUCUGUGCUGCAUAUUUCCUGGCAUAUGUUGGAAUUGAAAAUUCGAUAACUGGCUGGAUUGUCGUAUUCAUGAUCAGAGUCCGUGGAACUUCCCCGUAUCUCGCAAGCAUAUGCUCAUCUCUCUUCAAUAUCGGCAUGGUUGUCGGACGACUUGGGCUUGGUGUUGUAACAGAGAAGCAUGGUGUUCGGCGAGCAGUCAUCGUCUAUUUACUGCUAGCAGCCAUCUUUCAGGUACUGUUUGCCGUUAUUGACGUACCCGCUGUGUCUGCUGUUCUUAUUACCAUGAUCGGGGUUCUUCUAGGUCCACUGUUUCCGUCAGGGGUCAUAAUGGUCACACGUCUUCUGCCGCAACACUUACAUGUCGAUGCUGUGUCAUUUGUGGCGUCAGUAGGCGAAGUGGGUGGCGCGCUACUCCCUUUCGCACUAGGCGUCAUCGCGGAUGGACUGGGCAUUGGGUCUUUUCAGUACAUCAUCAUUGCGCAACUCGUUGCGACGCUGUGCAUAUGGAUGUGCUUCCCUAAGCUGUCUUUAAGCAUACUCCCCCAGGUCAAUGCUAUCAGGGAUGAUGAAACAAGAGAUGAGUAA
Molecule: messenger RNA, 1419 nt
Organism: Neoarthrinium moseri
Lineage: Eukaryota; Fungi; Ascomycota; Sordariomycetes; Amphisphaeriales; Apiosporaceae
Exons: 4
Coding region: 1-1419 (472 amino acids)
Biological process (GO): transmembrane transport
Cellular component (GO): membrane
Molecular function (GO): transmembrane transporter activity
Source: RefSeq, a predicted model, not a curated record